AUGAUUAAUAUACAUAGUAUAAAGUUUAUAAGAGGCAUAUCAGCAUUAUUGAUAGCACAAGUUAUACUUAGCCGCGGAGCUGUGUUAUUCGAAUCACAGAUGCCUGUGACAAAAUUAGAUUUACCAAGCUCCAAAGUAAAUCCAGAUCUGCUAACUGAAGAUUACAUAAAUACACAGAAAGGAUGGGAUUAUGGUGAUAUAAACACAAAAAAUACUAUUAUUCCUGGAGUUCCAGCUUAUAUGGGAGAAGUUGGAAUAGGCAAAUCAGGUCAUGCAAUUUCAAGAAGUUGCAAUAUUCAUAGAGAAGAUGUGGAUCAGCUUGCAGAGAGAGUAUUUUUAACUCAAGUUGAUAUUCCAGAAUUAUCUGAUUAUGUUACUUGGCAGCAUAUUUGUACUUUUGUAAUAGAUAUUAUAGAUAGUUCUGCUAAUUUUAUGCGGAAUUGCAAAUCUAAAGGAUCAUCUACAUUGUUAGGUAAGAAGGCUACAAAAAUUCAGGAAGUAGCUAUUUUAAAAUUAUGUAAGAGUUUGCCACAAUUCAUGACAUGUAAUGGCAAUGAUGAUGCAGCAGACAAUUUAGCAACUUCUCUUAUGACCCGGACUUAUUUAGCAAUAUCAAAUUCAGCUCGAUCUGCAUUGAACAUUGUUUACUUUUGUUUUGUAGCUGUUAAGAGCAUUAAUCAACCCAGUAAAAGCGAUUAUUUAUCUAGCUGUCGUAAUGGUUUAAAUAAGUUGAUGGAUUUGGAGGAGUUCCGAAGAUUAGAUAUAUCACCCUUGAAGACUGAUGAGAUUUGUAAAUCAACCUGGGUUUAUAAUACAAAAUGUCAGGGCACUACACUAUCCCAUAUAACAACUAAUAUAGCUUUUGAUUUCUUCAUUAUGUUAAGGAAACAUGGUAUCACAAAUGUAAUGGUUAAAGAUAUGUGUCGUUUAGUUGGGGAAUUAUUACCGAGUCUCAAUAUUAUAUAUAAAGAUAAUGAAUAUAAGGUGAAGACCAAAUCCAAGUAUAAAACUCAAUGUCCUUUGUUGCUCAUGCCAUUUAUAGAAAAUGACGUUAGGUAUUUAGAUUCUAUGAAUAAUCGACUCUGGGGACAACCUACUAAAUUUUAUUCAAGAGAAGAAUUGCUUAGGUUACACUACAAUAGAGCUAAGAAUAUAUGUAGCAAGAUGCAUUUCUAUGAUGAAUCAAAUUGGUUUUGGAAAGUGAAAGGUUUUCUAAAUGUUAAUAGUAAAAAAGAUAAGAAAGUAGAAGAGAAAGUAUUGGGUGAGUCAAUGUAUGAUCUAUAUAUGGACUUUAAAUAUGCACUAGAAACAACUUCACGACGUCGUCUGGGUUGGUCAAUUGAUUUGCCUUUGCCAGAAAGUGAAGAGUAUAAGGCAAUGGCAUCUUUGGGUUAUUCAUUAAACACAGUAGAUGUAGGAUCUCUAAGAAAUCCUCAAUAUAUUAGAAUGUUAGCAAUUUUGAAGAAUAAAAGAUAUAUUAUGCCAAAGACAGCCUAUGAAAUUUGGCGAGAUACUAUUUUGGUAAUGGGAAUUGAUAUUAUAGAUUCAUACACUACGAGUAAAAUGUCUUCCAUUAUUUCUAGACCCACAAAUGAUGUUCUAGAUCUUGGGCUUAAUUGUGGUUCAAAUAAUGAGGAAAUAGAUGCUUUAGCUUUGGAACUUUUAAGUGCAGCUCAUGAAAAUAGUUUAACUCGACUUAAAUUUAAACAAUUUUGCCAUUCUGCAAAAAAUCUACUAGGAAUAAGAAAUGAGGAUUUCUUUUCAAGUUGUGUAGAUUCAAUUCGUUAUUUACCUGAAAUAGACCAACAAACUGGAGAUUUCAGUGGUCAAUUCUCCAUUUUAUCUAAUACAUUAGCAGCAAAGUUAUGUAGGAGUACUCUUCGUUGGGAAGCUGCUUCAGUUGGUUUGUCGUAUGCAGCACUAAUUAUACCCCAAAACAUCAAUAAUAUAUCGAAUUUAAAGUCUAGUAAAUCUGAUGAACUUAUAAUAAAGGAUAACCAGAUUUAUUCAUAUGUAAUAAAAACUGCUACAAGGUCAGCAUUAGAAAGGGCUGCCUCAUUAAAUCAAGUCUGUAAAAAUCUACAGCCUCUAUUCAUGAAAAAAGUAGAAUCCGAUGAACCACUUGUAGUUGUAGAGAAAAUUCAACAAGCAGCGAAUUUGUUAUUUAGAAGUGCUGUGAAACUAAUUGAUCAUGAUAAACAUCUUGCAUAUAUCUUAUCAGGAGGAUCAAAGAUCAUUACAUUUGAAUCUUUUUGUGCUUUAGCCAUGGCUUUAUCAAAAAUUGAAAGGCGUUUUCAUAAUGUAGAAUGUGCUAGAAAUAUUCGUCUAAUGUUUACUAGCAAUGUAAUGAUACGAGGGAAGCUUAAAAAAGCAACUAUUAAGUCUCGAUCAGUUGGUAGGAUUUGUAUAACUUCUCCAUUUUAUGAGUAUUGUGGUGAUCCACCAAAUAAAGAGGUUGAUGAAAUAGCUUUUGAUCUUUUGUUGGGAGCUCAAAGGCUUCGAUUAACAUCUAUUACAUAUCGUCAUUUGUGUGGUGUAGUUAGAAAUAUUCGCAGAUAUGAAAUUAAAAGUUUUAUGCCAAGUAAUGAAAACAAAAGUAUGCAAUUUAGUAGCUUUUUCAAUAGUGAUUGUAUAUAUGGUCUUAGAACACUUUCUGUAGCAGCGAGAUAUGCUGAAAGUAUUUGUAGUAAUUCCAAUUUCUGGGUUAUGUGUGGCAAUUAUAUAGAUGCUCCAGUUGAUGCUUUGGCAGCUCAGCUAUAUGCCGGAAUAGUUCAAAAUACUGAUCUUAACAAAGUAAUGACUGUAGGACUUCUCAAGUUAGCUCAGUUCUGUCCAAUUGCAGAUGUGUUAAUUAAUGAAAUUGAUACUCGAUACUUUAAUAGGGAGUGUAUUAAUGCUUUAGCCGCUAUAGGAAUUAUGAAGGAAUUUGGACAAGUAGUUUGUCAAGAUUCCAGAUUCUGGCAAGGAACAUGUGCUGGAAUAUUAGACUUCUCUACACUUUAUAUUCAAACAAUAGAUCCUAUUGCUGGAGGACUAUAUAAUUCUGCUCAGGAUUUGGGUUACUUAGAUAUUGCAUUUGUAGAUUUCUGUACUGUUGCUGAGGAAAUUAAAAAUCUUAGAGAGGUGACGGAAUCUGGUCAAGUCCUUGAAGGUCAUAAGACUUCAAUGUUUUCCUUUGAAUGUCCUCGUAUUUUGGGGUCUGCUUUGCAGACCAUAUCUGAUGAGUAUGCUACUGUGCUUGAAAGAGCUACAACUAGACGCGAAGUAAAAAUUUUUUCUCAAACAGUUUCUGCAGAAAAUUAUGAAAAAGCUACAAUGAUAUGUCAACAUUUCUUCACUGUAUAUGAUGAAGAUUAUGGAGCAUCGCAAGUUGAAGACUACAAAGAUGUACACUUCAGAUCUGGAAUGAUAAGUAAAAGACCUGAACUAUUUAUGCUUAGAGAGCAUGGUAAGAAAGCUGUUAAAGAAUUAAAUCCUAGGGAAUACAAAUCUUUAACUCAUCCUAUGGCACUAAUAGAUAAACAUUCUAUUCCACCACACAGAUACGAUUGGGCCAAUCUCCUUGCUCAAAAGUUUUUUGUACCUGCUAGUAAUUUCGGACAUUAUGGACUUGCUCCCAUAGGUGGUGGAGUUCCCCGCUUCACACCUAUGGGAUCAGGUGGAUCAGUAAUGAUACCAACUAUGGAGAAGGGAUUUGAAGCAAAAAUUCCAUCUCAGGGUGAAUCCUUAUCCUUCUGGGCUGGAGGAGUUUUUGCACCGGAGGGAAAAGAAGUCAACCAAGAUUAUCUUAUAGAAAAAAAAAUUAGAGAUCCUAAUUUAAAAUAAUAAAAAAGAAAAAGGAUUUUAUGACAUCCAUAGGUACCUAUUAUAUUGUAUCUACGACAAAUAUAGUAUAUAAAUAAGGUUCUGGUAUCUUUGGCACCUCAAUAAUUUAU
Molecule: messenger RNA, 3935 nt
Organism: Cryptosporidium muris RN66
Lineage: Eukaryota; Apicomplexa; Conoidasida; Eucoccidiorida; Cryptosporidiidae
Exons: 1
Coding region: 1-3825 (1274 amino acids)
Source: RefSeq, a predicted model, not a curated record